AUGGCCAAGUUCAGCCGUAACUUGGUGGAGAAGGCCCCGGGGCUAGUAUCCGCUGCUGUGACUUAUUCGAAGCCUCGGUUGGCCACAUUUUGGCAAUACCCCAACGUUGAGCUGGUUCCCCCAACCCCUGCUGAACUCACUGCAACUAUUCAGAGUGCUAAAACUGGUAGCCUCACACAUCUUACAGUUAAGGAAGCUGUGCUGAAUGGUUUGGUGGCCACCGAGGUGUGGAUGUGGUUUUAUGUCGGAGAGAUCAUAGGCAAACGUGGCAUCAUUGGCUAUGAUGUGUGA
Messenger RNA from Microtus oregoni (creeping vole), 291 nucleotides. Its product is annotated as ATP synthase subunit g, mitochondrial-like. The transcript has a single exon. Gene Ontology annotation, biological process: proton motive force-driven ATP synthesis. Gene Ontology annotation, molecular function: proton transmembrane transporter activity. NCBI's taxonomy places the organism in Eukaryota, Metazoa, Chordata, Mammalia, Rodentia, Cricetidae. The record is from RefSeq and is a predicted model, not a curated record. Bases 1 to 291 code for a protein of 96 amino acids.